ACGCACGCACACACACACACACAGAUGCACAAUAUUUUGAUUUGCAGCAAACGAAGUCUCUCUACACCGUUCAAUCUCCAUCUCCAGACUCAUUUUUCCUUCCAUUCCACCCACAGUGGUUUGUUCUGAAUCAAACCUUUUCCUAGGUCUCCCCUUCUCUCUGAGCUUCUCUAGCCUCACAUCAUCCUGAACUUCACCAUCCCCAGGGAUUGCCCAAGCUUCUGGGUUUCUCUUUGUCCCACUCCCUCUAUGCCCAUCAGCUUGUGAUGAUGCCUGGAGCUAACACUUCUCAGGAUCCAGAGGAACAUAACGUGUUCAUUACAGAAGCCCUGAUCAUUAAGCGUAAUUUGUCCUUCCCCGAGGAUGAGGAUCUGUCAGAGAAGAUAUCCCACAGCCUGGCUGAUCUGCAGACUGUUCGCCUGGACCGGGAGAAGAUUACCAAUAUCUCCAACCUGGAGAAGCUUCAGAAUCUUCACAGCCUCUAUCUGCAAGGGAAUAAGAUCAAGCAAAUUGAGAACUUGAGCUGCAUUCCUUCCUUGCGCUUCCUAUCUCUGGCAGGAAACCUCAUCAAGCGGGUUGAAAACCUUCGUGACCUCCCAUACCUCCAGUUUUUGGAUCUUUCUGAUAAUCUGAUAGAUACACUACAACUAGAGGAGUUCCCCCAGAGCCUGCUCAUUCUUAAUCUGAUAGGAAACAGCUGCACCCACCAGAAUGAUUACAAAAAGCAGAUGAUCCAAGCCCUGCCACUGCUCCUGGACCUGGACGGUCAGCGGAUCUUAGAGCGCUGGACCUCAGAAGAUGAGGAUGAAACCUCAGUAGAGGAGAAUGAUGAGGACCUGCCAGAGCUUAUUGGCCCUUUCUGCACAGAACGAGGCUUUUUCAGGGAGCUGGAGAAGGAGCUAGCCAGGCACCAGGAGCGCAGGAAGCAGGAGGCACUGUUGGACCAUCAGCUGAGGAUGGACACCCACCCGGUCCUCACUGCCCUUCCACCACUGCUCCCAGGGCCCCCGGCUGGACAAAGCGAUGCUGCCAUCAUUAAGUGGCAGGAGCAGGAGACACCCUCAGAGUCUGUCUCUGAGCCUCCAGCCACCUCCAGCCAGAGGAGCAACAGCCAGGUUCUGCCGAGUCAGCCUAGCACUGAGCAGGCCAGGAAGGAGUCCAGAGCAGCUGUGGGUCCCAAGGCCUUUCCAACAGGGAUCUCCUCCAGCAUUGGUAAAAUGCAGGCCCGGAGCAAGAAAUGAAGAGCAGCCUGACCUGCUCAGCCAGGUCACAGGGAUGAGGAAUAGCGGUGAGGGGAUUCCCCUGCUUCCCUGAACCUUCGCCUCUGUCCCCAAUAAAGUGUACCCAGGCCUUAGCA
This is a messenger RNA of Suncus etruscus (white-toothed pygmy shrew), 1357 nucleotides long. It is a transcript of the gene LRRC46, whose product is annotated as leucine rich repeat containing 46. The transcript has 8 exons. The record is from RefSeq and is a predicted model, not a curated record. NCBI's taxonomy places the organism in Eukaryota, Metazoa, Chordata, Mammalia, Eulipotyphla, Soricidae. Gene Ontology annotation, molecular function: protein binding. Bases 267 to 1241 code for a protein of 324 amino acids.